UGCAGAGUUUCAAAUACACCCCGAGAAGAUCACCAUGUUCUCAGUAUCCAUGAAUUUCAGAAAAUUUUAUUUUCCCCCUAAUGGAUCAUUUUAAUUUAAAUGAAUCAGCAUCCUCACAUACGCGGAUUUUCAUUCACCCAAACAAAGCAGUAUUUGGAAAAAAAAACCAAAACCCUAGAACACCGAUGGGAGUAGAGAAGCAAAUUUUGACCCCCGGAACCGGCCCCAAACCAACUGCCGGACAGAAGGUCACUGUUCAUUGCACUGGCUACGGCAAAAAUGGUGAUCUCUCUCAAAAGUUCUGGAGCACCAAGGAUCCUGGGCAGCAGCCUUUUAGUUUCCAAAUUGGAAAAGGUUCUGUUAUAAAAGGAUGGGAUGAAGGUGUGAUGGGAAUGCAAGUGGGCGAGGUUGCUCGUCUACGGUGUUCUCCAGAUUAUGCUUAUGGUGCUGGUGGAUUUCCAGCCUGGGGAAUUCAACCUAAUUCAGUCCUGGAGUUUGAGAUUGAAGUCUUAAACCUGGAGUGACUACGAGAUAGGAGUCAAAAAAUCGGCUACAGAACCCUCUGGGUAAUUUGAAUAACUUGCUUCAUCGAAAACAUUUCCAGAUGUUAUCUUUAUACUUUUGAUGAAUCUAGAUCGGCUACAGGACCCUCAACUCUUUAUUUAGUAUCAUUUGUGCAACUUUUAACAAUGAAGCUAAAUUUUGUUUCUUUCC
Molecule: messenger RNA, 714 nt
Organism: Mangifera indica (mango)
Lineage: Eukaryota; Viridiplantae; Streptophyta; Magnoliopsida; Sapindales; Anacardiaceae
Product: peptidyl-prolyl cis-trans isomerase FKBP12-like
Exons: 5
Coding region: 81-524 (147 amino acids)
Molecular function (GO): peptidyl-prolyl cis-trans isomerase activity
Source: RefSeq, a predicted model, not a curated record